AUGACUAAGCACGAUUAUCCAGAGUUAAAGACUCGUUGCUUGAAUAUUGGUAGUAUCAGACUUGAGUUCAGCUUUGUCGACAACAGUGAUUUGGUCGGUGCAGCUUUGGCAUGGGAUGGACGGCGUAUUUCUUCUGAUAAAGCAAAGCCGGGUCUAGCCCCUACUGGCACCUCCCCAAGAAGUGAUCAAUUCGAUAAAGAGCUUGGGAAGAGUGACAUCAGCUUGGUUGAUUCGGCGCCUGGUGAAGGUACCCUGGACGCUGACACAACUCCAAAGGCAAACCCGGUAAUACCAGCAUCUGUUAUCCCACCUAUAACUCUCGAUGAGCUUCCAUCCACCUCAGAACAUGGAACUGAGGCCUUUACAUCGCCAUCAUCUGGCCCAACCAUAGGCCUGGAUGCUCAAACGAAGCCCAUAUCCAAUCCAGGCCUUCAGGUCCCGCCGUCACCAACGAUGACAUUUGAUCCGCCUGCUCCGGUUAUUGAAGCACAAGAGCAGUGUCUUUCUACAUCAACAAGAACAUCAUUGAUGCCCCCACCACCUCCUCCACCCGCUCCUCGAGCUUCCCCAAGGGCUUCUCUCCGCCCUCCACCUUCUGCUGCGGCCUCUCUUCGUGUCCCACCCGGAUCACGCCUUACAACCAGCACUCUACCCGUCCUACCUCUCCCAGGCAAACCACAACGCUCAUCUCGACCUGUUAUUUUGGAGCCAGGCCAUUCUCCACUUGACUGGGCAGCUCUGACGUCAAACCCACGAAAUAAUCUUCGAGGCGCAAACCUGCCCCCUACACUGAUCAGGGUCACACCGUCGAUGUUAAAGCAAUAUAACGGACGUAAGGGCCGUGAUGCAUGGACGUCCUACCAAGGGAAGGUGUAUAAUAUCACACCGUUCGUGCCGUUUCAUCCUGGUGGGAAAGGAGAACUCCUGCGUGGUGCUGGCAAGGAUUCGGAGAAGCUGUUUGCUGAAAUCCAUCCCUGGGUGAACUGGGAUGGGAUGCUGGCAGAAUGUAUGGUUGGAAUUUUGGUAUCCGAGCAUGUGGCCAGUGAUAAGCAAGACGGGAAGCUUGAUGAGAUGGAUUGA
This is a messenger RNA of Microsporum canis CBS 113480, 1080 nucleotides long. Its product is annotated as cytoplasm protein. Gene Ontology annotation, molecular function: heme binding. NCBI's taxonomy places the organism in Eukaryota, Fungi, Ascomycota, Eurotiomycetes, Onygenales, Arthrodermataceae. The coding region runs from base 1 to 1080 and encodes 359 amino acids. The record is from RefSeq and is a predicted model, not a curated record. The transcript has 3 exons.